This is a messenger RNA of Urocitellus parryii (Arctic ground squirrel), 11361 nucleotides long. It is a transcript of the gene Sh3pxd2a, whose product is annotated as SH3 and PX domains 2A. Gene Ontology annotation, biological process: superoxide anion generation. Lineage: Eukaryota; Metazoa; Chordata; Mammalia; Rodentia; Sciuridae. Gene Ontology annotation, molecular function: superoxide-generating NADPH oxidase activator activity; protein binding; phosphatidylinositol binding. Gene Ontology annotation, cellular component: cytoplasm. The record is from RefSeq and is a predicted model, not a curated record.
CCUCCGCCUGCUCCGAGCCCCCCGGAGCCCGAGCGCCGCGAAGGGGCGCCGCCGGCCCCUCCCCGGCGCGCUGACAGCAGGAUCUGGUCCCCCGCCCCGUGCCCUCGCUGGCGGGACACACCCCCGGCCCUCCUCUGCUCCGCCAGUUCCCGCCGGACCCACCGGGCGGCGGAGAGAGCAGGCGGGCGGGCGAGCAGGAGCCGGGCGGCUGCAGCGGCGACGCGGGAGGGAAGGGGCGCAAGGCAGGCCCACGGGGAGCCUCCCGAGACGCACGGARCCCUCGUGCCCUCCGGGACCGUCGCCUGACCCGGGCCGUGCCCGUGGGCACAGGAAGCCCGGGCAGCGAUCGGCGCGCCGGGCCGGUGUGGCGGGUGGCGGCAGGGACCCGGGCUGCAGGAGCCGGAGCAGGGCCGGGAUGAGAAGGUGACGCCGCCGGGGGGCGCCACUCGCUUUGUGGGGAAGAUGCUCGCCUACUGCGUGCAAGAUGCCACCGUGGUGGACGUGGAGAAGCGGAGGAACCCCUCCAAGCAUUAUGUAUACAUUAUCAACGUGACCUGGUCCGACUCUACCUCCCAGACCAUCUACCGGAGGUACAGCAAGUUCUUUGAUCUGCAGAUGCAGCUUCUGGAUAAAUUCCCCAUAGAAGGUGGCCAGAAGGACCCCAAGCAAAGGAUCAUACCCUUCCUCCCAGGCAAGAUCCUCUUCCGGAGAAGCCACAUCCGGGAUGUAGCUGUGAAGAGGCUGAAGCCCAUCGACGAAUACUGCCGGGCACUGGUCCGGCUCCCUCCCCACAUUUCACAGUGUGAUGAAGUCUUUCGUUUCUUCGAGGCCCGACCUGAGGAUGUCAACCCCCCAAAAGAAGAUUAUGGCAGUUCCAAGAGGAAGUCAGUGUGGCUGUCCAGCUGGGCUGAGUCUCCCAAGAAGGACGUGACAGGUGCCGACACCAACGCCGAGCCCAUGAUCCUGGAACAGUACGUGGUGGUGUCCAACUAUAAGAAGCAAGAGAACUCAGAGCUGAGCCUCCAGGCCGGGGAGGUGGUGGAUGUCAUCGAGAAGAACGAGAGCGGAUGGUGGUUUGUUAGCACCUCGGAGGAGCAGGGCUGGGUCCCUGCCACCUACCUAGAGGCCCAGAAUGGGACCCGGGAUGACUCAGACAUCAACACCUCCAAGACCGGGGAAGUGUCCAAGAGACGCAAGGCCCAUCUGCGGCGCCUGGAUCGCCGGUGGACCCUGGGCGGGAUGGUCAACAGGCAGCACAGCCGAGAAGAGAAGUAUGUCACCGUUCAACCUUAUGUCAGCCAAAGCAAGGACGAGAUUGGCUUUGAGAAGGGUGUCACCGUGGAGGUGAUCCGGAAGAAUUUGGAGGGCUGGUGGUAUAUCAGAUACCUGGGCAAAGAGGGCUGGGCACCGGCAUCCUACCUAAAGAAGGCCAAGGAUGACCUGCCAACCCGGAAAAAGAAUCUGGCGGGCCCGGUGGAGAUCAUUGGGAACAUCAUGGAGAUCAGCAACCUGUUAAACAAGAAGACGUCUGGGGACAAGGAGACUCCACCAACUGAAGGCGAAGGCUCUGAGGCCCCCAUUGCCAAGAAGGAGAUAAGCUUGCCCAUCCUGUGCAAUGCUUCCAAUGGCAGUGCCCUCGGUGUCCCUGAGAGGACCGUCUCCAAACUGGCCCAGGGCUCUCCAGCUGUGGCCAGGAUUGCCCCUCAGAGGGCCCAGAUCAGCUCCCCAAACCUAAGGACAAGACCUCCACCACGCCGAGAAUCCAGCUUGGGGUUCCAGCUGCCGAAGCCACCAGAGCCCCCUUCUGUCGAGGUGGAGUACUACACCAUUGCCGAGUUCCAAUCGUGCAUCUCUGACGGGAUCAGCUUCCGUGGUGGACAGAAGGCAGAGGUCAUCGACAAGAACUCAGGCGGCUGGUGGUACGUGCAGAUCGGUGAGAAGGAGGGCUGGGCCCCCGCGUCCUACAUCGAUAAGCGCAAGAAGCCCAACCUGAGCCGCCGCACGAGCACAUUGACACGGCCCAAGGUCCCGCCGCCAGCACCCCCCAGCAAGCCCAAGGAGACCGAGGAGGGUCCCGUGGGUACCAACGAGAGCCAGGAUUCCCCACUGAAGCUCAAGUACGAGGAGCCCGAGUAUGACAUCCCCGCCUUUGGCUUUGACUCCGAGCCGGAGCUGAAUGAGGAGCCCACAGAGGACAGAGGCUCCGGAGACCGGAAGCCUGCCCAGCCCCGUAGACCCUCACCUGCCUCCUCCCUGCAGCGGGCCCGCUUCAAGGUGGGCGAGUCUUCAGAAGAUGUGGCCCUGGAAGAGGAGACCAUCUAUGAGAAUGAGGGCUUCCGGCCAUAUGCAGAGGACACCCUGUCGACCAGAGGCUCCUCUGGGGACAGUGACUCCCCAGGUGGCUCCUCACUGUCCCUUGCCAGGAAAAACUCGCCCAAGUCGGGCUCCCCAAAGUCAUCGUCGCUCCUAAAGCUCAAGGCAGAGAAGAACGCCCAGGCAGAACUGGGGAAGAACCACUCCUCGGCCUCUUUUUCCUCGUCCAUCACCAUCAACACCACCUGCUCCUCCUCUUCCUCCUCUUCCUCCUCCCUGUCAAAGAACAGUGGUGACCUGAAGCCCCGCUCUGCCUCGGACGCAGGCAUCCGUGGCACUCCCAAGGUCGGGGCCAAGAAGGACACUGAUACGAGGGCUGGGCUGACCUCCUGUGCCCGGGCCAAGCCAUCUGUCCGGCCUAAGCCCUUCCUGAACCGGGCAGAGUCACAGAGUCAAGAGAAGAUGGACAUCAGCACUUUACGACGCCAACUGAGACCCACAGGCCAGCUCCGGGGGGGCCUCAAGGGCUCAAGGAGUGAGGAUUCAGAGCUGCCCCCACACACAGCCUCCGAGGGGCCCAGUGAGGGGGCCAGGAGAGGCUCAGCCGACAUCAUCACCCUCCCGGCCACUGCUCUCCCGUGUACCCCCAAGAAGGAGUGGGAAGGGCCAGCCACCUCCUACGUGACAUGUAGCGCCUACCAGAAGGUCCAGGACUCGGAGAUCAGUUUCCCUGCCGGCGUGGAGGUGCAGGUGCUGGAGAAGCAGGAGAGUGGCUGGUGGUAUGUGAGGUUUGGGGAGCUGGAGGGCUGGGCCCCUUCCCACUACCUGGUGCCYGAUGAGAACGAGCAGCCCAACACCCCUGGCAAAGAGCAGGAUGUGCUAAAGAGCAAGCAGAAUGAGGGCAAGUCAGACAGCCUGGAGAAGAUCGAGAGGCGGGUGCAGGCGCUCAACACCGUCAACCAGAGCAAGAGGGCCACACCGCCUAUCCCCUCUAAGCCCCCUGGAGGCUUUGGCAAGACAUCAGGUGCUGUGGCGGUGAAGAUGAGAAACGGUGUGCGACAGGUAGCAGUCAGGCCCCAGUCGGUGUUUGUGUCCCCACCACCCAAAGACAACAACCUAUCCUGCGCCCUGCGGAGGAACGAGUCACUCACAGCCACCGACAGCCUGAGAGGCGUCCGCAGGAACUCCUCCUUCAGCACAGCACGCCCAGCGGCCGCGGAGGCCAAGGGUCGCCUGGUGGAGCGGGCUGCCAGCCAGGGCUCCGACUCACCCCUGCUGCCCACACAGCGCAAUGGCAUCCCUGUGUCCCCUGUGCGCCCCAAGCCCAUCGAGAGGUCCCAGUUCAUCCACAAUAACCUCAAAGAUGUGUACAUCUCUAUUGCAGACUAUGAGGGGGACGAGGAGACCGCAGGCUUCCAGGAGGGGGUGUCCAUGGAGGUACUGGAGAGGAACCCCAAUGGCUGGUGGUACUGCCAGAUCCUGGAUGACGUGAAGCCCUUCAAAGGCUGGGUGCCCUCCAACUACCUGGAGAAAAAGAACUAACCGAGRUUGUGCAGUCACUCCAGCCUCUGUGCCACUGUACCCGCCACUGGAUGAGYAGUGACAUGCAGACCAAAGGGGAAGGACAAAAUGGGAGGGGUGGGGGAAGAACGACAUUAAGCCCUGCAGAUGUGGGACCUGAAAGAUGGCCCGCCUCCCAGCUGUUGCCUGGAAGGGAGGAUACAUUGAAUAGGGGAGGGAAUGACCUGGAACCCAGAGAUGAAAAAGCUGGGACCUACGUGUGCACUUUGGUGACUUCAUUGAUGGACUACAUGUCAUUUGGGACAGGCCAUGUGGGAAACCCCAAUUGUGCCUUUGCUGCAAAUCUGGAAAAGAUGUGGUCAUAGGGGGGCCUCCAGCAUCCUGCCCGUUGGGCUGUUUUGGUGGCUACCAUGUUGCCACCAGAGGUAGCCUUUGUGUUGUCCUUAUCCGUGUUUGUGGAUUGUGCUGUUUCCCAGGGAUUGCCACCACCCACCAUGGCUGGGUGCAUAUGAAGACCCCACAGGCCCUGGGACUUGGAGUUGUCUCCUGAGCUCACGUCUCUCUCGGGGCCAGGCCACUAUCAGUGUCUGGGAGUUAAAGAAAACACAGUUCCCAUGUGCCACAAGAACUACCUUCUUAGCUGUCAUUGCCCUGGCCUUGAGAAGAGAGUCCGCCCUCCUUGGGGUACCCCAUGGAGGACACAGUGCUGGAGUUUAGAGAGGGUAGGGGAAGCCAUCAGGCUCUCCGUCAUCAGCACAGACUACUUGGGUAUUUUUGGGUGAGCAGUUCCUUUGCAUGUUUCGGGAGAGGUUUGUUGACUUGGGGUUUAUAUGUCAGGCCUUUGGUUUGGGUCUUAUUUUAGGGGUUGUUUGGGCACCCUGGGGGGUCAGCCUCAAAUGGGAACAGAAGGGGUGGAGGGUGGGCUUUUCUGUUGUACUCUGUGGAGGGGUGUUUUGUUUCGUAUUUGGCUUCCCAUUCUCCCCUCCAUAAGCCACGUCGUUUCGUUUGGUUUCCACUGUGUGGACUUUGCCUGCGCGGCACUUGCCGGAGGGAUUUGGGGCUGGGUAAGCCCAGGUCCCAGUCUUGGCAAAACAGAGAAACUGUCCUUCUGGUUCCUGCCCAACCUCGGUGGGGCAAAAACCCUCCCCGGGAGGGAGGAAGGUGUUGUUAGGAGCCAGACCUUUGGAGAGAAGGCAGCGCCCAGGCUGCUGGGUGGCUGCCAUUCUGUGUAUGUUCUCCCACUGGGGCAGGGCCGAAAGCCUUACAGAGACUGCGGAGAAGCAGCCGUGGCCCCCACCCUGGGUGGAGGGGACCCCAGCUGGGCCUCCUGGGUCAGACUGGAGCAGACACCACCAGCCACUCCUCUGGCCUACUGGCAAUGCCACAGUUGCUCGCGAAGAAGGAGGACCCUGUGCCUGGAGCCAGUCUGGUCUUCCCGGGGGCAGUGCCCCAGUGAAGAGAGAAGCAAGAGAGUGACAUUUGCUGCAGUCUUCUGUCAACUUUGGGUUGUUUUUCCGUUGUUGAUAUCUCAGAGGGACUCUCCAGAAAGAAGCCCAGCCAGCUUCUCCAAGGACUCACCCUUUGUUGGGAGUGGAUUUCCGCACGUGCCUUUGAUUUCAGACAGACCAGGCUUCACAGCCACUGAAUGAGCUGCCAGAAUCACCAGACUAAGGGCUGUGGUUUCCUACAGAGGAGGGAAGCCCUGCCCUCACCUGCUCCCCCGAGCAGGCCUUCACCCUCUCCCCCCACCUCCAGGAUCCCCGAGGCCUUGCCUGGGAUCCCCGAGCCCUCGCCCCUCGCCACACACUGAUCCUGGCAGCUGUAGCCAACUGCUCGCGUUCUUUGUCAGAGGGCCGCGGUGAGACUGUUUUGUUUCCUUUUGUUUUGUUCGUGAGUUUGUUUAAAAUCAAAAUUAGAUAUUUUCUUCUGCUGGACAGUAUUAAAUCGAGCAGGAUGUUGAGUUAAUCUGCUAGAUUGCAGUACUAAUGGUAGUGGAUUAGUGUCUUCAUAUUAAUAUUAUUUUUACUUAUUUGAACAAUAAUGAUAAAGAAGUGGUUCAUUAUUUUUUAAUUAAUGCACUUUAAGGUGGAAUGGAAAGAAACCCAGAGAGCAAAGUGCAUUACUUAAAGAUGCAGUAUAUACUUUUCUCAUUUUUAAACAGCACAUAUUUAUUAAAAGAAAAAAAAGUAAUUUAUGAUUAUUUAAAAUAAAAUUUAAAAGUAGAGUGUCUGUCGGGUUAAAGGACCUUCCACAUAGCUGCCUUCCUGGGGAGGGCCCGUGGCCUCGCUCCACAGAUGUCCGCUCUGAGCCAGUUGAAUCACUAGCACACCACCGGCCAGGCCCGGAGGGAGCACAGCACAUGGUGGCUGCCAAGUACAGAGCAUCUCAGUUGGACUGGACCAACCACAGUGCUCCCCAGAGCCUGCCUCCCCUGCCCCACGUGUGCAUCUGCCCCGUCAGGCUCUCUACCACCCACCAGUCCCCCAGCCCCUCAAGGACCCCCUCUCCUUGAUUGCCAGUGCCCUGAAGCCAGAGAGUCAUUAAAAAGCAGGGCUGGAAGGGACCCUGGAGGUCGCUCCAUCCCACCCCUUCCUGUUACUGCAGCCCAAGGACAGGAAGUGACUUUCUCAAAAUCACACAGCUAGUUAAUGGCAGACGCCCCACUGCAUUAAUCCUGUGUCCUUCCCGCCCCCAUUAUAGCUUAUUCUGUGGUCGUCAUGUUUACAUUGUGACAUCCAGCCCCAAGGAUGGCUGGGAGUUGCUCAGGCAUCCAGGAAAAGUGGGAAAUGCUGCCACCUGGUGACAUCACGUAGAUUUGGGCAGUGAACAGGGAUCGCCACGCCCUCGUCUAGACCCCACUCCUGACCCCUCCCCUUCAGCCCCUGCCUCCCAGCACAGCAGAAGCCCUGCAACCCAAAGGAUAUUAAUACUUGAAGUAAGAAGGGUGCAUGCCAGUCCUUCUCAGAUAUGGCCAGGGGGUGCCAAGCCUUGUGCCCCUGGACUCCUAGCCCUACCCUGGGCAAGAGGGCCUUUCCCUAGAGCUACUGAGCUGCUUUGUGACAUUGGAGGAAACUGCCAGCAGCAGCGGAGGAGGGAGGGGGCCUGGGGUUCUGACCCACCAGGAGGAAAACCAGAUCGGACUAAAAGGAAAGAAAAAUGAAAUCUCAGCAGUGUCCAAACCUAGUUUUCCAUUAGUUGCAAUUGAAAAUGUGAAAUGACAUUGUAUUGCUGUAUACUGCAACUUUAACCAUAAUGAGCCCUUCUGCGGUCAUUAUUGAGGUUUAUAUAAUGCCCGAAGUUGCAUCCUUUGGUGCUUUGUUUUUCUAUUCAGUUUAAAGACCUUUUUCUUUUAUUACAAGGGAAAAAAAAUACGUCUUCAUCUCUCUCCCACCUUGUCCUUCUUUGUCUCGGCAGGCCUGGCAUGUUGCCUGGCUCCUCUGUGCUCAAGAGGAAGCUGGAAAGGGGCACCCCUGAGCAGCAGGUGUGCGGUCUGCCUUGGGGUUCCUCUCCACCCAGCGGGCUUUGUUUGCCAGGCUUCAGCCUGUCCAAUCCCCGCCUGGCUCCAAAGAUUUCUCUCUUCCUCUCUUCUCCAUCUUGACGAAGGCAUUAUAUAGAAUCGUUGUAAUCACUUUCAGAUGUUAGAGCAGCAUAUUUUACUGGCAUUUGUAUCCAUCGCUUUCCUCAGUAAGGCAUGUUACUACUUUCAUCAUCUUAAGGAAAAAAGACAAGGGAAUUUCGAUCCAACGUUAUUUUCAUAUUACUAGUACUUGCAGAGUAGGCGUAGAACUAUUUAAGUUUAGAUUUUGGUUUGGUAGUUUUGUUUUUAAGGGGAAAAAAUGAAAUAGCCCCUACUUUUCCUGUUUUUGUAUUUAACUAAUAUAUUAUUUCUUUAAGGUUACUCACUUCCCCUACCCCUUUCAAAUACUUUGCAUUCUCAAUUGAAAUGAAAACAAUCUGAGAGACAGGAAAAGUGCAAUAUUACCAAGAGGGUUGCCAGGGCUUAUUGGCAUGGUGGAGAAAGACCCCAUGGUCCAGUCUGCAGAAAGUUGGAGGGGGACUGCUGGGAGGAAUCGGAACUGUGGAACUGACAGGUGGGCUUUGGGGUUUGAUGUUUUAGCCYUCUCCCUCUCCUGCUUCCCUGGCAAGAUGGUAGGGGGUCCCCACCAGAGGGCAACCCCUGUUACUAUUGGGUAUCAUCCACCCGGAAGAAAGGGAUUCAGGGAAGAGGCGUGGGGGCUCUUGACCUCCUGGGCCCAGUCUCCAGAGCAGAGUGAGGACAUCCAGGGACUGUUCCUUGUUUUCAUUUCCAUUGUUUCCAGCCAGCUGCUCAGAGAGACCUGUCCUAAAAAUGCCUCCCAGCAGCCCUCUACCCCAUUCCCCCUGCCCCCAGUCUCCUGAUGUUUGGGCUGUGAUCCUUUUGAUGUAUGUCUGAAUCUUUCUAAAACUAUGAAACCUCAGUUCAGUUUAUGGGCAGGAAACCUAGAUGUAACCAAACCCAUCUGGAGGGUGUGGGCACCGAGGCCUACCCCAGGGAGAUGGAAUUCCCGCAGACCUGCAGCAGGGCCCAGCACUGAGCCCAGCUGCCCAUUCAUCUCAGCGACUUCAGCCUGAGCAGCAAGCCCUGCCUGUGCUCCAYACCCAGACAGUCUGCGGGAGUUCUCGGAGAAGACUCAGAGGGGUCUACUUAGGUCUCUGCAGACAGAUGCCCCCACAACAGGCACCAAGCCAGAUGCCUCCUUUCUUGGUGCUGAUAGAGAAAGUGGCAGGCUGGGAAGUCUCCUGGGGUCCAGACCAGGAACUCUGCCCCUCAGGGCAGCAGGCAUGCCCUUGCUGGUUUGUCCCCUCCACCUCCAGUACUGUACGUUUGCUGCUCCAACCCCAUAUUUGGUGAAUUUCUGUACAGACAUGGAUCUCUGUGCCCAGAGUAGGACUCAAGCCCCUGUGUGAGUCUCCCUUGGAAUGACACAUCCACAUAGCCAAUCAUCUUUGAGAAUCUUGAUGCAGAGCUCUCUAGAAAGAGAACUGUCCACAUCGCUAAAAAAUUACGAUUYCCUCACUUUUUUGAGGGUUGUGAGUUGAGUGUGUGUGCACACAUGUGUGCAUGCAUGUGUGCGUGUGCGUGUUGGUAAUUUCCCGCUUGAACUAAUAACAUGGGGUUAGAGAAAAAGAAAGAAAGAAAGAAAAAAAAAAAAACACCGGGCAAGCUGUCUCCACUGAAAAGUCCUUGGCAUUGGGCAGGUCCCAAGGGACUCGCAGCUUCUGGCAUCAAGUCUGUGUGUCAUUCAUACACACAAUUUUUGGCUGGAGAGUGCAAUGUGUCUUUUUUUUUUUUUUUUUGUAAUAAUAUUAUUAUUUAGUUGGAAACUUCACACUGGCGUUAUCAGGUCUAGCAGAAGCAGCCUAGGCCAUCGUCCCAGGCUCCAAAUGAAGAUGUGGAAAAGAGAUACCACUGGGUGUGGAAGUGUUGAGGUGGUUCCAUUAGGUCACCGACCUGCAGACGAGAGUCACCUUACAGGCUCCCACCUCUCACCCUGUGAGUCAUCAGUCUGAGAUUCCCUGAGACAAGCACUGCUGACCCUUUGGUUCUCAUUUCUGAGGGCAGGCAGAGUGGGCGGGGUGAGAACUGAUYCUCAGUGUGCACAGCAAGACCUGCGCAUGCGGACACCGGCUGAAUAUGUCAGGAAAGUAGCGUGGAGGGCUCCCCUGGACCUGACCGAGCUUUUUGGCUAAAUCUCCUCACUGAGGCUGUGCCAUAUUUCUCUGUGGUUCCCAAGCUCCACGAUCAGAGCCAGUGAGAGGACAGGGUCAGUAACUUACAGCCUUAGGGGAAAGAGCCCCAAGUUUUAACUUCUCUCCAGCUUUGUCCUACAUGCCUGGAAUCCCCAGGCCACAAGGCCCAGGAUGGUGCUUAUAGACUGGGUCAAGGGCUUCACCUUCCAAGGCCUUGAUCCCAACCUACCUGUAAGGCCAGGAUUCGCAUGCAGUCCUCGCUCCCCUAUUCCAUCUAAAUCUCAUGUUUGCACUUGACAAUCAGCACCCUCUCCCUUCCCAGUCCUAAAACUGAGUGGCCUUUGAGAGUGGGGUCCCCUGUGCUGGAGGCCCCUGCCUUGCUCCCAGAUCCACCCUGGCCCAUGGGCUAGGCCUCAAGAGGUGUGUGUGAGAGAAAAGUGAUUCAGGGCAAAAGGGUUGAUUGAGCACGUUGAAGCCAGUGAGAGGCACGUUGGCAAGAGUGUGUGCACGUUUGGGGUGGCUGGGACUUCCCGUCCCUUCACCAGGAAGGAAGCUUCCAAAAGAGGAUAUCUUCCAGACAGAAGAAGGUGUAGGAGGGCUGAAAGAGGGCUCGGAGGUUUGUUUUUGUCUUUAUUUAUUAGAAAUGAGGAAGAGGUGGAUGGUGAGUGUUUCAGGAAGAAAAGAGAAAGCAGGUAGACAGGAAGCUUCAUGAUCCAACACACAAGGGUCCAGUCAGAGCUGGAGGUGGGACAGUCUUCGAAACCUAGCCAUAGAAGAAGCUGGCCAAAGGAAACUACCAUUCACUGGGUCACAAGCUGGGUCUCAGGGAAUGGUUACUGAUCGACUUCAUGGGGAAGGGGUGCUGCAAGCUGUUUCCAGGARAGUUACUUUCAUUUCCCAGGUUCCCUUCUGAGUCUGUCCACUACCCUUUGCCUAUUCCAGAGCCAGUCUCAAACUUUACAAAUCAGAACAGUGACCAUGACAGGCCAUGCAAUAGGGAUCUGCCAUCCCAAACUGGACUCCACCUGGGAGGAAGGUGGCCUCACUCAUCUUUCUGUUGAUACCAGUUGUUCCAAAGGCACUCUGUUGGACACCGGGGGUGGUUCCAUUUGCAGAGUUGGCCUCCCUGGUAUGAAGUAGACCAGGUGAGAUACACACCCACCCGUGGAUAUGUGCUCUUCCAUUUUUUAGUGGCUUCUAACUAGGGCACACUGUUCUUAGAGUUUAUUCCAUUCUUGCAUUUACAGCUGUUCUCUGCAGUAGGUUUUCUUUAAAUSCAGGCUGCCAGAUGGGGAAUGGGUAUCCCUGCCAGGUACCGACAGGUCUACAGGAAGGURACUUCUCAGCAUGACAGAGUGGCCAUCCCGGAACCAGGGUCUGAAGYGAAAUGGUGGGUGUCACUGGGCUCCAGAAUUGCAAGGAACUCCUAGUGGUGUCUACUCACCCCACCCAGCCCUUAGUGGGCUCUUAGUGGGAGAAGCCCGUCCUCUGGGUUUUUCCCUCUUCCGCCUCAGCAGAGAAGCUGGAGAGAAGGGCAGUAAGUGCAGUGYCGUCAGGGUGGGUGCAGAUCAUCCCAGGAUCCAUGGUGGUGCUAAACUAUCUCCAUGUUUCUGAUAUUUUUAAUAGUGAAGUUUUUUUUUUAUCUCAUCACAAAAAUGCAGUGUCCUUGGGGAAGGGACUCAGCCCCUUGGCCUGCCACUUUCCAGGUGUCCUUUAUCACUUUGACGGGACUCUUCGGUCUGCAGAGAUGCUGUCUUGGCAUGCUUCUAGACUGUAAGAUUUGGGUUGUUUUGUUUU